Molecule: messenger RNA, 2702 nt
Organism: Drosophila takahashii
Lineage: Eukaryota; Metazoa; Arthropoda; Insecta; Diptera; Drosophilidae
Gene: Mcm6
Product: minichromosome maintenance 6
Biological process (GO): mitotic DNA replication; double-strand break repair via break-induced replication; DNA replication initiation
Cellular component (GO): nucleus; MCM complex
Molecular function (GO): ATP binding; single-stranded 3'-5' DNA helicase activity; single-stranded DNA binding
Source: RefSeq, a predicted model, not a curated record
UUGGCCAAGCACGCAGCUGUAAACAUUCGCGAAAAGCAAACCGAAACAAGCGCCUUUCCCGCCGUUCAUUACCCAGUUUAGAGCAAACAUCGACCCGAAAUGGAUGUGGCAGAUGCUCAGGUCGGCCAGCUGCGCGUCAAGGACGAGGUGGGCAUACGGGCGCAGAAGCUGUUCCAGGACUUCCUCGAGGAGUUCAAGGAGGACGGCGAGAUCAAGUACACGCGACCGGCGGCGAGUUUGGAAUCCCCUGAUCGCUGCACCCUGGAGGUGAGCUUCGAGGAUGUGGAGCGGUACGACCAGAACCUGGCCACGGCCAUCAUCGAGGAGUACUACCACAUCUACCCGUUCCUCUGCCAGUCCGUUUCCAACUACGUCAAGGAUCGCAUUGGGCUGAAGACCCAGAAGGACUGCUAUGUGGCCUUCACGGAGGUGCCCACGCGGCACAAGGUGCGCGAUCUGACCACCUCCAAGAUCGGCACCCUCAUCCGCAUCUCCGGCCAGGUGGUGCGCACCCAUCCCGUCCAUCCGGAGCUCGUUUCGGGCGUCUUCAUGUGCCUGGACUGCCAGACGGAGAUUAGGAAUGUGGAGCAGCAGUUCAAGUUCACCAAUCCCACGAUCUGCCGGAAUCCCGUCUGCUCCAAUCGCCGCCGCUUCAUGCUGGAUGUGGAGAAGAGUCUGUUCUUGGACUUCCAGAAGAUUCGCAUUCAGGAAACGCAGGCGGAGCUGCCGCGCGGCUGCAUUCCGCGCGCCGUCGAGAUCAUCCUGCGCUCGGAGCUCGUGGAGACGGUCCAGGCGGGCGAUCGCUAUGAUUUCACGGGCACUCUGAUCGUCGUGCCCGACGUGAGCGUGCUGGGAGGAGUGGGCACCCGGGCGGAGACCAGUUCGCGGCACAAGCCGGGCGAGGGAAUGGAGGGAGUGACCGGGCUAAAGGCCCUCGGCAUGCGGGAGCUCAACUACCGCAUGGCCUUCCUCGCCUGCAGCGUUCAGGCCACCACAGCGCGCUUCGGUGGCACCGAUCUGCCCAUGUCCGAGGUCACGGCGGAGGAUAUGAAGAAGCAGAUGACGGACGGCGAGUGGCACAAGAUCUACGAGAUGUCCAAGGACCGCAAUCUCUACCAGAAUUUGAUCAGCAGUCUCUUCCCCUCGAUCUACGGCAAUGACGAAGUGAAGCGCGGGAUUCUUCUGCAGCAAUUUGGCGGCGUUGCCAAGACCACCACCGAGAAGACCUCGCUGCGCGGCGAUGUAAACGUGUGCAUUGUGGGCGAUCCCAGCACGGCCAAGUCGCAGUUCCUCAAGCAGGUCUCCGAUUUCUCGCCGCGGGCGAUCUACACCUCUGGCAAGGCCUCCUCGGCGGCGGGACUCACGGCGGCGGUGGUGCGCGACGAGGAGUCCUUUGACUUUGUCAUCGAAGCGGGCGCCCUGAUGCUGGCGGACAAUGGCAUCUGCUGCAUCGACGAGUUCGACAAGAUGGACCAGCGCGACCAGGUGGCCAUUCACGAGGCCAUGGAGCAGCAGACCAUCUCGAUAGCUCGCGCCGGCGUUCGGGCCACUCUGAAUGCCCGCACCUCCAUUCUGGCCGCCGCCAAUCCGAUCAACGGGCGCUACGAUCGCUCCAAGAGCCUCCAGCAAAAUAUACAGCUAUCCGCGCCCAUUAUGUCGCGCUUCGAUCUGUUCUUCAUCCUCGUCGACGAGUGCAACGAGGUGGUGGACUAUGCCAUCGCCCGCAAGAUCGUCGAUCUGCACUCGAACAUCGAGGAGUCCGUGGAGCGGGCCUACACGCGCGAGGAAGUGCUGCGCUACGUGACCUUUGCGCGGCAAUUCAAGCCGGUAAUUGGAAAGGAGGCGGGCCGGAUGCUGGUGGAGAACUACGGGCAUCUGAGGCAGCGGGAUACGGGCACCUCGGGCCGGAGCACCUGGCGCAUCACCGUGCGGCAGCUGGAAUCGAUGAUCCGGCUGAGCGAGGCCAUGGCCAAGCUGGAGUGCUCGAAUCGGGUGCUCGAGCGGCACGUGAAGGAGGCCUUCCGGCUGCUCAACAAGUCGAUUAUACGCGUGGAGCAGCCGGACAUUCACCUGGACGACGACGACGCCGCCGACGAGGGACUGGAGAUGGACCUUCAGCAGCAGGACAUCGAUAUGGAGAACAAUGGGGCGGCGGCGAAUGUGGAUGAGAGCUUGGAUACAGAGGGUGCUACGCAGCGGGAGCAGAAGAAGAAGUUCACGCUGUCGUUCGAGGACUACAAGAACCUCUCCACCAUGCUCGUGCUGCACAUGCGCGGCGAGGAGGCGCGCUGCGAGGUGGAGGGCAGCGACACGGGCAUCCGGCGCAGCGACGUGGUCACCUGGUAUCUGGAGCAGGUGGCCGAGCAGAUCGAGUCCGAGGACGAGCUCAUCUCGCGCAAGAACCUCAUCGAGAAGCUGAUCGAUCGGCUGAUCUACCACGACCAGGUCAUCAUUCCGCUCAAGACCUCCACGCUCAAGCCGAUGGUUAAGACGAUUCCGGAGGACGAGCAGGCCGAGGACGAUCCCCUGCUGGUCGUCCAUCCCAACUACAUUGUGGAGUAGUUAAACUAGUUACGUUUCUGUUGCCACAUGCUUUUUUUUGGUCACCUAAUCUUUGUAUUUUUCUACUUAGCCGUAAGUUUAGAGCCUAGAAUUCCAAAUCAUUCAUGUUUUCGCCUAAAUAAACGUUCAUCUCAAGUUUA